This is a messenger RNA of Chinchilla lanigera (long-tailed chinchilla), 1812 nucleotides long. RefSeq names its product CD247 molecule (gene Cd247). Gene Ontology annotation, cellular component: membrane. The transcript is spliced from 9 exons. The record is from RefSeq and is a predicted model, not a curated record. Gene Ontology annotation, molecular function: transmembrane signaling receptor activity. The coding region runs from base 303 to 797 and encodes 164 amino acids. NCBI's taxonomy places the organism in Eukaryota, Metazoa, Chordata, Mammalia, Rodentia, Chinchillidae. Gene Ontology annotation, biological process: cell surface receptor signaling pathway.
UAUUGCAGUAUUUGAAUAUGCCACAACUGCUUAUCCAUUCCUCAGCUGUGGUCACUUGAGUUGUUUCUAGUUUGGAGACAUUAUGAAUAAUGCUGAGCUUCCUGCCUGUGAACCGAAAGGGGGAGUGCGAGUUUCUUGCCUCAGUUGGCAGGUGCUUUCUCAAAGGCCCGCAGGCCUCCACUUCCUGAGGAGGCAGCGACAGAAGAGCCAGCAGAGACUCCUUCAGAGCCUGUCUCCCUCUGCCGUCUCGGCCACAGCCGCCUCAGCCCCUGCCUGUUGUUGCUGUCCUGGACGUGGUCAGGAUGAAGAGGAAGACACUUGCGAUCGCGGCCAUCCUGCAGGCACAGCUCGCGCUCUCAGAGGCACAGAGCUUCGGCCUGCUGGACCCCAAACUUUGCUACCUGCUGGAUGGAAUCCUCUUCAUCUAUGGCGUCGUCAUCACUGCCCUGUUCCUGAGAGCAAAGUUCGGCAGGAGCAUGGAGGUGCCCGCCCACCAGCAGGGCCAGAACCAACUCUACAAUGAGCUCAAUGUAGGACGAAGAGAGGAGUAUGAUGUUUUGGAUAAGCGGCGGGGCCGGGACCCCGAGAUGGGCGGGAAGCAGGCGAGGAGGAAGAACCCUCAGGAAGGCGUGUACAACGCGCUGCAGAAAGACAAGAUGGCCGAGGCAUACAGCGAGAUUGGGAUGAAGGGCGAGCGGCGGAGAGGCAAGGGGCAUGAUGGCCUUUACCAGGGCCUCAGCUCGGCCACCAAGGACACCUAUGAUGCCCUCCACAUGCAGGCGCUGCCCCCUCGCUAGCAGCCGGAGGACUCUGCCUCUCACGGGCCUGACCUGCUGACGCCCAGAUUGUGAAGGACAUAGGAUUGAGCCUUCACAGCCAACAGUGUUCUAUGAAUAGGGUGCCUCAAGUUGUAACAUUUGGUCUUCUCCAAUCCCAAACCAUCCCACACAGAACGCCACCCCUGGACUCCCUCAGGGUGCCCUCCUGCUGCCCCAGGGUGGCGGGCCUGUCCUGGGGUCUUCUGGCUUGCUGGUGACUGUAGACAGGCCUCUUUCCCUGAGGUUCCAGGCCCUGGCUGGGGGGUACCUGUGCUCCCUCUCACACCUCACUUGUUAUGUCUAUGUUUUGUGAAGUCCCCAGGGAGGCCCCAAAUGUUAACACACGUCCUGUCUGUAUCUUUCUGCCCAAAUUUGACUGGCUUUGCUCCUGCUGUAAAUUUAGCCUCUGUGGUCAACCUUCCCUCAUUUCAAGGUAGCCUGUCAUGGUGCCACGUGGCAACAGGGCUGAAGGCAGCCAGGGCAGCAGCCCACUGCUGCGGUGGACAGCAGGGCAUGGGAGGGCUCUGAGGAGCAGGAGGCCUCUUCUAUCAGGCGUGCUUGUCACACCAUAGUCUGGAUGCCACAUGUCCCAGGGACUGAGGGAUGGACAAGAAAGUCGCCCCUCAUGGAGCUCACACCGGGGGAAAAAGAGCUGGCAGGAUAGCAUGAAAACCACAAGAAACAUUAUCAUGGAGGAUGAGCGAGAGAAGGCACAAGCUCGGCCUUCUCCCAAGCCUGCCCUCUCCCACACUUGGCCUGAACGGUGAGCUAUCCUUGCAGAGGUCUUGAAGACGACCCAGCACCACGCAGCCCCAUGACCAUCCCUGUGGGCCAGGGUGCCAUUGAAGAAAGCCCAGCGGCUUCUGCACACUUGCUGCGUGAUUAAAAGGCACAUGUCCAUGGAUAGAAACCCCUUUCUGCUCUGCUUGGUUUUAAUUUAUACUGGUUUGCCCAAGCCUUACUGUUUUGCAUAAUAAAUGCUUCAGGGAAAAUU